Messenger RNA from Diospyros lotus (date-plum), 5738 nucleotides. Its product is annotated as RNA-binding protein P-like. Lineage: Eukaryota; Viridiplantae; Streptophyta; Magnoliopsida; Ericales; Ebenaceae. The coding region runs from base 95 to 1423 and encodes 442 amino acids. The record is from RefSeq and is a predicted model, not a curated record. Gene Ontology annotation, molecular function: RNA binding. The transcript is spliced from 2 exons.
UGAUGAGAGAGAUGCGUGUGGGUAAGAAAGUAAACCCUAAAGCCGAAGCCUAGGGCGCCGCCUCGCGAGGUUCGAUCACGACUCUGCGCAAGCAAUGGCGAAGAAGGGGAAAGGGAAGGUGAAGAAGCAAAAGCCGGUGACGAGGCAACCACAAGGUAACGUCAAAAUCGUCAAGAAGAAACUCAGGAAGAAGAAGAAGCCUCAGAAAUACCAAGUUCCAGUCCCAACCAAAGACACCGCGAUUCCCAUUCAGACCGAUUCGGACGAAGACGAUGAUUCCUCCUCCGGCGAGACCGAGCCCGAGAAGAUCCAGAAGCUUCUCGAGCCCUACACCAAGGACCAGCUCAUCGACUUCCUCGUCGGCGCCGCCGUGUCCGACACUUCCCUCUUCACGCGCCUCCGCGAUGCCGCGGAUUGUGACGUAUCCCAUCGCAAGAUCUUCGUGUAUGGCCUCGCGUGGGACACAACGCGCGAAACCCUAGUCUCCGCCUUCGAGUCCUACGGCGAGAUCGAGGACUGCAACGUCGUCUUCGACCGGGUCACAGGCAAGGCCAAGGGCUACGGCUUCGUCCAGUUCAAGACGAGGCGGGAAGCGACCAAGGCGUUGAAGCAGCCGAGGAAGAAGAUCGGGAAUCGGGUCGCGUCGUGCCAGUUGGCGUCUAUUGGUCCGGUGGCGCCGCCGCCGAUCCAGGACACAGGCGGUCGGAAGAUUUACGUGAGCAACGUUCAGGCUGAUGUAGAUCCGGAGAGGUUGAGGGCUUUUUUCGCAAAAUUUGGAGAAAUCGAGACCGGUCCCCUGGGAUUCGAUAUGCAAACAGGUAAGUCCCGUGGUUUUGCAUUGUUUGUGUACAAGAAACAGGAAGCAGCGAGGAAGGCAAUUCAGGAUCCGUACAAGAUGUUUGAGGGUCACCAGUUGCACUGCCAGAUGGCGAUUGAAGGGAAGAAUAAGUCUGGAGGUGCGGCAUCCGUGACAACAGCGGUGCAACAGGUGCAGCCUCCGAUGAUGGCAGCGGCGCAGAAUUUGGCUCUGUUCAAUCAGAACCCCGGUUUAGUGUAUGGUGGAUUUCUUGCGAAUCCAAAUGCUGGUAUGCUCGCUGGGGGGAUGAUAAAUCCGAUUUCGGCUGGUUUGGGCCGAGGGUUCGUUGGUUCGAGUCAGGUGGGGCAAGUUGUGGGUAGCGCUGGUGGGUCCUAUCCAUUAAGUAGUGCGACUAUGGGUUUAGGGGGUUAUAGUGCACCUGGGUCGCAAGGUUUGGGUAAUUUAGGUGCGACUCAAUCCGUACUUGGCGUGUAUGGGUCAAGUGCUACACCAACGCAACAGGGCCUGCAGCACGCGUACCCGAGCUCACAAAUUGGACAGAUGCCAUCAGUUAGAGCUCCUGGUGCUGGUGGGUCUUUCAGUGGGUACCCAACACAUAUGCGAUGAAAUGCAGCUCAGCUUGUUGAACGUGUUCACUAUUGGAGAAUGUUAUCUAUGGCAUACUCUAGGCUAACUGCAUGGUACUGGACGUUGCAAUUUCAGAGAGAAACUUUCAAGUGAUUUAUUUUUGUAAUUCUUAGUUCCUACUGAGCAAGCUUAAUGAUAGCUUGGCUGACAGUCUGUCAUUAGCCUCCUCGUAUGGGUUUGAAGAUAUUUUGGAUGUUCUUUAUGAUAUUUUGAUCUUUCUUAAUUUUAGAUACUCUUUUUUUUUUUUUAAAUUAAGUUGGUUAUUUUCCUUUCAAAAGGUGAGCUUUAUGUCUGCUGAUGUAUUUUGCUUCCUCUGGCAUCCCCCUUUCUCCUUCUAGUAUAUAUAUGUGUACAAUAUGGUCUUGCUCUUUGAUUAUCACAGAGGAAUUUCGUUUUCCAUUUGAUAUUCAUUAUUUCUCUUUCUGGAUUUCAUGUUUUAUUGUUUUGUUUGCAUCAGGCACAGCUUUUUUAAUUUAUAUUUUUCUGAAGUACUUGUUUUUUAAUGUAUUUUUAUUAUUAUUAGUUCUGAAAAUGAAAUUUUCCAUAUUUACAGGAUACAACUUUCUUGGUGAUCCAUUUUUAUUGCUUUGCUAACUGAACUGUUAGGUUACUGGACGGUUUUGAAUGCUUUUCUGUUGAGAUGUUUUGGUUGUGAAAAAUUCAUAUGAUUCCAUCAACUCCCAUGUGCCCAUCUUGCUUUUAUGCGGCAAGUGAUUUUCUAAAGAGAGCACUUCAUGUUUCAGGCUUAUCUCUUGUGCUUUAAUUGCCACAGAUGGCUUUACUAUCAGUAAUACUAUUAGUUUCUACUUUAAUUACUACUAAAGUUAUUUUAUUUAAAAUCAAAUAAUUGAUGCUCAUUUUAAAUGCUAAUGGUAGUUUCGAUGUUCACAGGAUACUACGUGCGAUACUAUUAGUUUAAUCAUAUUUUUUGGUGUCCGCUGCAAAUCAUGCUUGCAGCCUGGCCAUUUGAUAUAUGGAUGACUGAUUAUGUGUAAAAGAAAAUGCAAAGAAGAGCCAUAGUAGUAGUUAGUUAUGGAAUUCUUCUCGAGUGAACUAAAAUUCCUACUACUUAAGGUUGAUAAAUAGUGUGCUACAUGGCUUUUUUUUUAAAGAGAAUCUACCACCUUUUUUGUUUUGGUUUAAAAAAAAUAAUUUCUAGUUAUAAGUUAUAUCCAUGUCUUCUAUAUUGUGAUUAUACUGAAAUUGUUGUUGGUGAAUUUUGGAGCUGUAUACAUUCUUUGGUAGCAACCGUAGCAUACUGUUGUGGCAUAAUUACUGAAGCUUCACAAUAUUUACUUGUUUACCUAAUUUUACUUUUUUCUAAUCAAAAGAACGUAGCUGGCAUUUGUUUGUUUAAUAAAUAAUUAAAUACAAUUCAGAUAUGCUUGGGCAGUUGGGUUAAUAUUUGGUACUUAUUGCUUCUUUCUGACUAGUAAGGCAUCUUGCAUCUCUUUUAGAUAUCUUUGCAUAUAUUUAUCUUUUUAUAUAUCCUAAAGGUUAAUGGGCAUUUUAGGGAUAGUUGUUUUGGAUCAAUUUCAAUCCGUUCUUUUUAUUCUUUUGACAUUUAUUUCUCUUCUUUGCUUUCUUUUGAUCCCAAGGAUUGAUCAAAGUGGAGGUAUGGGAGAGUCCUUUUAUGAUGUUGAUGCAUUUUCAAUGGCUUACAGAAAUGAAUUGGUAUUAAAUUGUUUCCUUGAUUUUAAAGAUAUAGGCUGGGCUAUUUUUGGAGUGCUUAGAAGUUUAAGGUUUUCAAGUGUCUGACCUCUAGUUCUUUUAGACGUGUGCUGACAGAUUGUUUUUAGAGGAUAAGAGGCAAUCAAAUAUGAUAAUCGUGCAUCCAAGUCAUAUUGGUGAAAAGGGAACUUUCGGUAUAUAUAUACUGGUCAUACAUUUUAUGGGAUUAGUCAACAGAUAAUCUCAUACUGAAUUGCUGUGCCAACAAAGUGGUAGUGGUUGUGGAGCACUACGAGUCUUAGAAGUUCAAGGUUUUUUUUUUUAGGUUAUUGUUGGGAUGUGCGUGGAAGUCAUGAACUCAGCAUUACAAGUGUGAUCUCCCCUUGCUUUUUGCCGAGGAAGGAAGGCAGUCAAGUGCUUCUGUUACGCUCAUAUUGGCAUUGGCUUUGCCUUAUUAAAGGUGACUUAAUGUGCAUUAUCUAUUGAUAGUGUGACUUUUUUGUAUUUCAAUAUAUAUUAAGCGUUCUGCACAUUGUUUUAGAUACAAGUGCAUAAAGAAUGCUCACAUGUAGCCGAGCAGGUAUUGAUCUAUUCCAAAAAAGUUUGUGUACGACUUUGUCUAUUUGUCAUGUAUGUGCUCAUGUUGAUAAAUUUAAAGAUUAUUGUUAAGUCAUGCUGAUAUUGACUACCGUCACCUUAAUGCCUUAAUUCUGUGACCAUCAUUCCGUUUUUAUGUGGCUGAGUGGUAGAAAAAGAAUUACAAUUUCAGAUUGAAAUGUUUCAUAGAGAAUAAGAAAGAUGUCAGUACAUUGUAUAUAGAUAUUGAUGUCCAUCAGUUAAAUUGUCUCGGAGGCCUUUGUUUAUUCACAUUGUAAAGUUUAUGAGGAGAAUCUUUUGUGGUAAUAGGAUUUCAGGUGUCCUGCAUUCAAUGUGGUGUCUGCAGUUUUUGGGUAUAUUAUUAUGACAUGGCUAUGUUAUAUUGUUGAAGAGUUGACAGCGUUUCUUGCUAGUACAGAGGUCUAGUGACAGUGCAUGAUAAAUCGGAAUUUUGCUACUUGGGAGGCAUCUGCUUCUCUCCUUCAAUUAGCAACAUGUGAAGGGUAAGCUUCUCCUGCCUCAGCACCUGCUAGUCUGGAAGCGCUAUUUCUUAACAUUACCGUUUGGGUUCAUAUCUUUGAUUUUGUUCAAAAAAUACAUUGCUAAAGUUGAUUUUUAUUUUUUAAGUUGUACUUCAAAACUCCUAGAAAAGCAGGAAAGUCUCAUCCUAAUUGAUAAAGUUGAACAAUGUUCAACAUUAAAUCAUGUUUAUAUUUAGUUUCCAUUUAAUUUAUCUAUGGAGGUUAGGAAUAUUCUCUCUUUUGUUGUGAUAAAAUUGUAUUUCGACAAAGAAAAAGAAAACGAUUUAUUCUUAAUGAGCGGAAGCCUCAACCUAUAAUGGUGAGAUGACGCUUGGUAUGUUGUUAACUGACUGACUAGUGUUGUAAGUUUGAUUGGAUAAGGUAAAAUGGGCAGAUGACAUUGUUCAUAUCCGAGGAUGGAUUCAUCAGAGGUAAACACUUUCUCCCCUUUAAUUUGGGUUCUUUUAUUAGCUUUAUAUUUUGAUUUAAUUCAUAAAAUUUAGAUUAAACAUCAGAAUGAAUCAUUUUGAUUUUGAAUGGGUUCUUUCACGUGGAAUAUUUUUUCCAUGAAAGAAAUGCGAGCUGCAUCAAAUUUUAAUAUGAUAUUUCUGUCAGGAACUCAGCAACAAGAACUCUUCCUAUUAAACAUGGAGCAUUAGGAAUUCAAGUGUAGGUGGCUUGUAAUUAGAUUGUGAUACCACAUUAGCAUGAGAACAUGGUAUCACUAUUGCAUUUAAGUAUUUUCCCAACCUGAAGGGAAGUGAGACAGUUAAAAUGUGAGAUUGAACUCAGAAGCACAUUGCCACUAUUAUGGAUAUAAACCCCCAAUAUUUAAAAUACUAUUGGAGGUUCCAAACAAUAUAAUAUCAUAUUUAUAUUUAAUAAUGACCGGGCGAGGUCAUUAUAAGAUCAAGCAAUUUCCCAGUAAUGUUGCCGAAAAACAUUUUGUUGACUUGUUGUAAAAAAAGGUUUCAAAUGCUCAUUCCAUUUUCUAUUUUCAAUAUCUUCCAACUCCAUUGUUCACAUAAAAUGAGUCAAUUAGCCGUCUAAAGGAGAGUUACCCUCCCUAAAAACACCGCGAUAUACAAAGCAUCAUUUUAAUUCCGGUGAAAGGUUAUAGUAUCGUGCCUUCCUUAGUAUUAAGUUACUAUAGUGUUUUUUAUUUUAUUUUUUUUCGGAUGGAAGAAAGGAUCGUAGAAACUUAAUCUUAGGAAGGCAGGAUAGAAUCUUGAUCAUCUCCAGGUAAAUUCUAAAUUUGAAUAUCUUUUAUGAAAAGUCUAACUCUUUCUUCAAGGGCCUUUGCAGCUAAGGGAAUACCGCCACACUUCUCACUUCCUUCCCGAUGGCCACGAGAUUUGGACUUUAUUCAUUUUUUGGGUCCAAAUUUGGGUUUACUUAAAUAACCAGCAAUCAUCUUUUAGCAAAUGUGACAAACAAUGAGGUGGAAGUGUCGCGUAAUCAGUGCAACAUUUUUUGGACAAGUAAUAAUGACGGAAGUUCCUCUA